Messenger RNA from Diprion similis, 2664 nucleotides. RefSeq names its product GPI mannosyltransferase 4 (gene PIG-Z). Gene Ontology annotation, biological process: GPI anchor biosynthetic process. The transcript has 4 exons. Gene Ontology annotation, cellular component: endoplasmic reticulum membrane. Bases 156 to 2177 code for a protein of 673 amino acids. Gene Ontology annotation, molecular function: alpha-1,2-mannosyltransferase activity. NCBI's taxonomy places the organism in Eukaryota, Metazoa, Arthropoda, Insecta, Hymenoptera, Diprionidae. The record is from RefSeq and is a predicted model, not a curated record.
UCUACAACAGUUAUUCACGCCGUCAAACACUGUCCAAAAUCUCCAAAUAUAUCCAAAAUGUCAGGAUACUAUAAAAUUAGGUUAGAUCAGAUACUGUUAGGUUAGAUCAGGUUGACAGAUGAGCUCCAACCACAGGUUGUGGCACAGGCUUGAAAAUGAGAUACAAGAAUGAGUACAAUAGAUGCCUGAAAGACAACGCCUAUCCUUCGUCCAUAAAAUUGAAUCUGGUCCCAUACUGGCUCUUGGCUAUUCUGCGCGUCGCCCUAACACUGAUACCACAGAUCGGUUACAUUCAUCCUGACGAGUACUUUCAGUCCAUCGAAGUAAUAGCCGGUGAGUACUUCGAUAUCGACGUCUAUAAACCAUGGGAAUACAACGCUACCUUUCCAAUCAGGAGCAUACUGAUACCCUAUCUGACAAUUGGUAUCCCGUACUCAGUACUGAACAAAAUAUCUCCGUACUCAUAUUAUGUAUUCGGUACAACGCUGAAGAAUCCGUAUUUCCUCAUCAUAUUCCCUAGGCUUUUGAUAUGCGUCCUUUCAUUCCUAUCGGAUUACUGCUUGUACAAGAUCUGCUACAUCUAUGGACAGAAUUAUAGGACCCGGUUGAUCACCUAUGCUAGCUCCUACGUCAUAUUAAUUUAUGCCACUAGGACUUUCUCCAACACCGUUGAACUCAUCCUCACUUCUGCUCUGAUUUAUUUCGUUGCAAAGUGUAUGGCCACUUCCGACGAGAUUGUUUACGAGGAUGACUACCUAUCAGAAAAAUAUAAAAGAGCUGGAAACGUCGUCGACCGUGUCAAAUACUUCAAGCUACGCGCAUCUCUGCCAAGUCAUUCGUUGAACAAUUGUUUGAUCCUGGCAACGAUAACUGUUGUUGGUAUUUUCAACCGUCCAACAUUCGUCGCUUUUGCAUUUGCUCCGAUUUUCUUUUGGCUUCAGCGCGGACUUGGUUCGAAGAACAUCGGACUUGGUGACUUUCACAUAAGGAUAGUCACUUUUGUACUUUGCACUGUACCUACGGUUAUCCUUUUUAUAUUAACAGACAGUUUUUAUUUCGGUUAUUUGACUCUCAGUGAGAUACACAAUCUACAGAUAAGCAUGAACAAUUUCGUCGUUACUCCUCUAAACUUUUUGAAAUACAAUUCAGUUACUGAGAAUCUCGCAAAUCACGGUUUGCAUCCUCAAUUCCUUCAUCUACUGGUCAAUGUUCCUUUGCUCUAUAACGUGCUAGGUCUUGUUGGAUUAUUCGCAUUCGCCAACAUGAUUUACAGGUGUCUAAGAGGUCGCUGGUCAGAAUUGCCCCGUAUUCAAAGCAUCAUUGGUCUGAUGACAGCGUCUUUCAUCCUGCCAAUCCUGAUACUGUCUGUCUUUCCCCAUCAGGAACCGAGAUUCUUGAUACCAGUCACGUUGCCGUUGAUAUUUUUACAUUCGCAGAGAAUACGCCACGUCUCAACAGUCGAGAGUGUUUCUUCGUCAGCCAGCGACGAGUCAAAAUUUGCAUUCAGACGGAAUAAGAAUAGCGCAAACAAAAUGUUGGUUGUUUGGUACGUUGUGAACAUAGUUUUGACCUUGUUCUAUGGUUUUCUGCACCAGGGUGGCGUGUUACCUCUUGUGUCACACUUGGCCGCAGAGCUCAAGGCCAAGCCGCAUGCAACAAAUAUUCAUUUAUUCACUUCGCAUAUUUAUUCCAUACCCACAGCAUUGUUACAACUCCGCAAUACUCGGAAAACUUAUGUAACAAGGGAACAGCGAAAGUAUAAGCUUGCCAAGGAUUUUUACCUGUAUGAACAGGGCUCAGAAAAUGUCGAACAAAUAUACCAAAACAUCGCGCAUAAGAUGCAAGAGUGUGAAAAGAAAUUUCGAACCAAGAAACAGCCUUAUAGGCUGUACUAUGCUUUGCCUGCUACGUUUUUAGACGAAUUUACUAGCUUCGUAUUGACCAACGAAUCUCAAGCAUUCCUUUUUAAGACUAUUAAGACCUUUCGUCCUCAUAUUUCUAUCGAAAAGCUACCAGCGUUAGAUUUUUUUUACGAGUGUAAUGACUCGGAUAAUCUAGAGAUUUGUACAAAGAAAAUUGUAGACAAUUUUUUAGAAAACUUUUACAAACUCUUUCGUCAGUUAGGUUUAGUGCUAUUGAAAAUUGAAUCUUCUAUCCCUAGCGAUUUAAUCACGUAAAUCUGAACGAACGAUUCUCAGCGUUAAAGAUGUUCGCUUAAAUUUCAAUGUCCAAUCUAAAAAUUCCUCAAAAAUUUACAUUCCAAUGGAUCAAAUAAUUCACGUCAUCCAAGAAAAUCUUGCUUUCUCAUCGAAAAAAAUUCCCGGUUCCAGGGCUCACCCUCAAUUUAUAAUUUUUGUUUUCCUUGAAAUUUUUUGCAGGUGUAGUAAGACCGCAAAAACACAUAAAUUAAUUUUUUUUUCACUUUUCUGAACAAUUCCUUUCAAGUAACGACUGUAGGAAGUCGUGAGAAAACAUUCAAAUUGCAAGAUCUGGAAAAAUAUAGAAAAUACUACAUUCCAUCCCAAUCAUUUUGACACCAAACCAUGAUGGUCAACGAUGAUGGUCCUAGGUGUCGAGAUUCCAAUAUUUUUUUUUAUACCAUCAAAACGUGGAAAAAUAUAAUUUUUUUAUUUUAAUCAUUACAACUAAAUCUUAAAUGUUUUU